GAUUAUAGAAUGUAAACACACCUUAUCUUGUCUUCACAUAAGAUGUCAAAUUACUCAGCCUUUAAGACUGUUUGGAGUUGAAAUUAAAUUGUAGUUUUGCAGUUCAGAUUUGAGGCCCGCUGUCCUAAUUGUGUUCAUUUCUAAUUAUACAUUAUUAGUCUUUGGUUCUUGCAAAAUAUUACAUUAUUAGUCUUUGGUUCUUGCAAAAUAUAAUUAUGUCGCCUUCUGUGGUGAUCAGAGGAGGAAAGGUGGUCAAUCAUGACUUCACGGAGAAGGCGGAUGUGUUGAUUGAGGGAGGUAAGAUCAAAGAGGUGGGGCAUGAUCUACCAGUACCCAAAGGAGCAACAGUGCUAGAUGCCACUCACAAACUAGUCAUUCCGGGAGGUAUCGAUACCCAUACCCACAUGCAAUUGCCCUUCAUGGGCCAGGUGGCCAUAGACGACUUCUACUCCGGCACCCGAGCAGCAGUGGCUGGAGGCACCACCAUGAUCAUAGACUUCGUCAUCCCCCAGAAAGGGGAGGGGCUACUGGGGGCUUACGACAAGUGGAGAGGGUGGGCUGACCCGAAGGUGUGUGUGGACUUUUCUUUCCAUGUUGCAGUCACGUGGUGGUCGGACGAGGUGAAAAGAGACAUGGAGACACUGGUUAAGGAGAGAGGUGUGAACUCGUUCAAGAUCUUCAUGGCGUACAAGGGUGUGUUCCAACUGGACGACUCUCAGAUGAUAGAAGUGUUCAAAACAUGCAGGGAGCUGGGUGCCCUGGCCAUGGUCCAUGCGGAGAAUGGGGACAUGGUGGCGGAGCUGCAGCAGAAGAUGAAGACACUGGGCAUCAUGGGACCCGAAGGCCAUGCACUCAGUAGACCAGAGAUUGUGGAGGCGGAGGCGGUGAACAGGGCAAUCAUGUUGAGCAACCAGUCCCACUGUCCCCUCUAUGUAGUGCAUGUCAUGAGCAAAAGUGCCGCAGACUCCAUCACACUCAACAGACAGAAGGGCCAAGUGGUGUUUGGUGAGCCGAUUGCGGCCAGUCUGGGCACGGAUGGCACCAACUACUUCCACAAGUGUUGGGCACAUGCAGCAGGUCACGUGCUCAGCCCCCCUUUGAGACCAGACCCCACCACACCCAUGUACCUCAUGCAGCAGCUGGCCAACGGCAACUUAGACUGUGUAGGCACUGACAACUGCACAUUUAACACCGCCCAGAAAGCAGUAGGGAAAGACGACUUCACCAAGAUCCCCAACGGCGUCAACGGAGUCGAGGACCGAAUGUCAAUCGUGUGGACCAAAGGAGUCUGUGCCGGACUCAUAGACGAGUGUAAAUUUGUGGAAGUCACUUCGUCCAAGGCAGCUAAGAUUUUCAACCUGUACCCGAAGAAGGGGCGGGUGGCAGUAGGGUCUGAUGCGGAUUUGGUGGUGUGGGAUACAUCGGCUAGCAGAAUGAUUUCAAAGGACACACAUCACCAGGCUGUUAACUUCAAUAUCUUCGAGGGUCAGACAGUUUUUGGAAAACCAGUACACGUGAUCAGCGGAGGUCACGUGGUACUGCAGGAUGGAGAGCUGAAGGUCAGCAGAGGUCACGGCAACUACAUUCCAAGACAGGCACAUUGCAGUCACGUGUACAAUAUACUCAGACACAGGGAAAAGACUGAACAACCAGUACCCGUCACUAGAGGUCCCUACACUGGGCCUGUUGCUGAACCCGCCAAAUAGGUGAACACUCAAGAACAGAGUUACUAAAAACUGAUUAUCAAAUAGCCAAGCCUAAGUUAUGUAAUUUAGUAUGUUUAUUUUAUUCGUCUGCAAAAUAUGCAUAGUCCCAAA
This is a messenger RNA of Symsagittifera roscoffensis, 1817 nucleotides long. Its product is annotated as dihydropyrimidinase-like. Gene Ontology annotation, cellular component: cytoplasm. Gene Ontology annotation, molecular function: dihydropyrimidinase activity. Bases 216 to 1706 code for a protein of 496 amino acids. Lineage: Eukaryota; Metazoa; Xenacoelomorpha; Acoela; Convolutidae. The record is from RefSeq and is a predicted model, not a curated record. The transcript has 9 exons. Gene Ontology annotation, biological process: pyrimidine nucleobase catabolic process.